CACGCGAGACGACGCCAUAUUGAGUGAGUGUUGACUGAUGCCGUGCAGGUGUUUACGCGGUAGUUGAUAAAAUUUUUAGUGGAGAGAAGAAGAAGAAGUAGAAGAAGAAGAAGAAGAAGAAGAAGAAGAAGAAGAAGAAGAAAAAAAAAGAAGAAGAAGAAGAAGAGAGAAAAAGAAAAAAAGAACGUAUCAGUUGUUUCUCUACUCGGUUAUUAAUACCACGUAAAUAUUCUAUUGUGUUAUUGUUCUAUUAGAUUUAUUGAAAUAAUGAGCGGUAGUGACGGAAAGGAAGAUCAAUGUGAAAGAGCAAAGGAAGGAAAUGUCGUUUUGAUGGGUGAAACAUUAGGAAAAAAUUGUACGCACAAUGAUCCCCAAUGUUGUUUUAAUGUUGAUUUUAUGCGAUUGGGGAAUGAUAUAAGUGGUGACAUAGAUGAGGAAAACGUUAUAUCUACGAAUAUUACGGACUAUGUUCCUCUGACGAGUAUGACCAUAAAUGAAAGCGAAAUUGAUACCUCAGACAGUGACACAGUUUAUUCUGAAAAUAUGAAAUGUACUGUUGUAUCUAAUAGUACGGAGGUAUCAUCUCAUAAUCUUUCUACAAAAUCAAUAUCGAUUCAUAGUCCAUCAAGACGAAAUAAAGAGUCAUGUUCGUGCGACGUUUAUAAAGCUAACAGAGAUAUAUUCCGCGAGGAGUUACAAGCUGCCAUGAAAUUUCAAAAUCUUUGGUCUAAUUUGAGACAACAAAUAUGCGCAGUUUUUAAAACAGCUUUGGAAGUUUCUCGGACGUCCGAUAAUUUACAAUCCCAACAAGAAAUCUUUCCUUUGAUUGAUAUGCAUGAUACAGUGACUCAAUUAUGCAAAAGGGAUCCUUAUCAAUUAUUUAUGAGAUUAGUGGGUCAGGCCCAAGAAUUUGUUGUAGAAGUUAAAGUUCGCCUAUUGGCACUUUUAGAUGAUCGUAGUGUGAAUAAUUUAGCUGAAAUCUUUCUUGCCGGACUUUUGGAUGACUAUGAUGCAUUAAUAUCAACUGCUUUUAAAAUUUCUAUAAUAGUAAAACCAUUAAAAAAACAUCUAUGUAAAUUUAAUUUAACGUGGGAUUGUUUUAUUAAGAAAUUAUAUCAAAUUUAUGUCUAUAACAAUCCAUUGGUACAAAAUAAUUUACCUCCUUUUCUUGUACAGUUAAGGAAAGUUUUACUAUUGAAAGGUUUGGAAUAUCAGGAACUAAUUCGUAGAUAUCUGUCAUUUGAUGAUGAAAUGAUAACAAUUCGUAGCCUGUGGCCAGAGAUAGAGCCAUGGAUGGUUAAAUAUAAUGCAGAACAAGCAGUACAAAUGACACAACUCAGGCACAUUAGAGAAGGCUGGGAAUUAUUUACAACUAUACGAAAGAUCAUGGAAAUAAGGAAGCUGAUGAAAUUGUCGGAUGGCGGAAGUGAAUUACAAGAAAUCGAUGGGCAAUUAACUGCUCUCAUCGAACAAGCGAAACAUGGUGCAUCUAGUAUGGACGACAGAUCGACAAGUCCUACUCCAGAUUUUAGCUUAGAUUCACUUAAUAUAUCUCAAUGUCUUGAAGUAGUUCAAAUUUUAUUGGAUGACUGGAAUAAAGCACGUCAUCAAAAAUUAGUUGAUAUUGCAAGGGAACUUACUGUAAGACAUAUGGUAGCCAAUGAAAAUGAUCCUGAUUCUUUAGCUUAUGCUCAUGCAUCAAAUCAUUUAGAACAAUUUGCGAUUAAAAGGGUCAGGAGUCAUGGUAAAGAUAUGUCUAUAGAAGAUAAUAUUGUGGAAGAAGAAAAUGAUUGUGGAUGUCAAGAAUGUACAAAACCUUCAACAUCUCCAAUGAGUGGAAAUGGUCGCAUUGGAAAUAUUGAAUUACCAACGGAUAAUGUUAAUUUCUUUCCUAUAAUCGCUAAUGGAUUAAUGAAACACAUUAUUAACUUUACCGCUACUAAUAGCAGUAAUACUGAAAUUCAAUUAAAAAAAUUAUUCGAAGAAAUGAAAGAUACAAUUGGUAUUAAAGAAGAAAAAGAUAUUAUUUUAAAGAAUGUAGAUGAUAAUAUUGAUACACAGCCGUCUAUUCCGCAACCUUGUCAAUGUGUGUAUCUACAUGCAAAAGAAAUAACUGAAAGGAAGAAAGGAACUAUAGAAGAUCCUCCUUGUCCUUGUCUUUUAAAUUCAAAAAGAAAAUGGGACAUUUGUCCGUGUUUAACAAAAAUUUUAGAAGAGCCAAUGAUUACUAAUAUUGAUCCUAAAGAGAUAUCAUCAUCGAAUUCAGUUACAAUUAAUUGUAAUCAAGAAUUAAAUAAACCAACCGUUAAAACGGGAUCAACACAAUCUAUACAAACGCAAACAAGGCAUUCCACAACUCAGACACCUAAUUCAAAUCACAAUCGUAUUACAUUUCCAAGUACAACCACCACCACUCAUCCAUAUACUCAUAGAUCUGUUUCGGAUGUGACAAAAAGUACAGUGCCUUCGCACAAACUUCAUACCCACAAUAAUCAUAAUUCACACGCUUGUCAUAAACAAACAAAUGUUGAACACAUCAAGAGGGUAUCGUGUAAUGAUCUAAGUUCCGGAGACGGAGAUUGUUCGGAUUCUGCAAGUAGUCAAGAGGAUUCUUGUUCAACUAGUAGUUCAGCGCAAAGAGAUUCUAGUAGACACUGCGAUUGCUGUUAUUGUGAAGUUUUUGGUCAUGGGGUUCCAUCCGUAGCACCAGUUAGUAGAAAUUAUAACGAAAUGAGAGAACGUUUAAGACAAAUAUUGACGAAGAAAAAAGCAAAAAAAUGUAAAGCCACUUAUAGUACGCCAAAAAGUUUGGUAGACGUGGCAUUGCCACUUUCCAACGUCAAUCAAGAAUCAAAACCAAUUAUGAAUAAUUUGGCGUUAAGAUCUAAUACACCUGUUCCGACAACAUUGUCGGAUGAUCCAAGGGAUCAAAGAAAUUUAGAAGAAUUGUUGGACUUCAUUGAGGGUAAUCAGAAUGGGAAAAAGGAUAAUAAUAAGAAGGCUGAGAAAAAGGCAAGACAGAAGCAACGUAAGUUGCAAGAGAAAAUGAAAAAGGACAGACAGGAGGCGGAGAAGCAGAAAUUAAUUGAAUUACAAAAAAAGACGCCGGAAGUUACGAUCACCGUUGUCGAUUCUCAGAAACCAGUCAAUCAAAGAUUUUUACCACAGUGUAAUCUUCCUGAGGUCUCGAUAUUACCUACUUCCAAUCCAAAUGCAUUAUCAAAUGGAAAGCAUAUAAGUAAUAAGAAAAAGGACAAACAGGAAAUGUCAAAUAUUAAUGGAAAUAAUUCUUGUAGUAAUAAAGUAAAAAUUUCAUCUUCGGUAACUCCUGCAAAUUUGAAAAUGAAAAGUAUAUCGAAUCCUGAUAAAUUAGAACAAAUUUCUAAUUCUACUCAAGCAACGAGUAAAAUCGAUAUGAAAAAUGACAAACUUGAUUUUAGUAAUAAAGCUUUUAAAGGAACGACAAAUUUAAAUACGUUGAAUACAAAGGACAAUGCCAGUCAUAUCGCAGAGAAAUUGGCAGCAAUGGAUUUGACGGAUAAACAAUUGACUAAAAAAGAAAGAAAAAAAUUAAGAAGAGAAAUGAGAAAACAAGAGGAGGCCAAGAUGAAUGCCGCCACUUUAGAGCCGGCCAUUCAACAUACAGAAAAUCAACCACAAAUUGUUACGAUUAAAAGAAUAAUGGAAUCUAAUAGUACAGAACCAACUGUUACAAUAACAUUAAAAGGACAAACUCCUGCUGAGGAUAAAGUUUUAUUUACUUUGGUAAAUGGACAAACCAAGGAAGUACCUUUACAUAAAUCCGAACAAGAACAAAAUUUAUGUAAUAACAACAACAACAAUAAUAAUAAUAAUAAUAAUAAUAAUAAUAAUAAUAAUAAUAAUAAUAGUAGUAAUAAUAAUAAUAAUAAUAAUAAUAAUAACAAUAAUAAUAAUAACAAUAAUAAUAAUAAUAAAAAGAAGAAAACGAACAAAGCAUCUACCAAUAACGAAACUAUACAAAGUAAUAAAUUACAACAAGCCAGUAGUACAAAACAACAGCAACAAGUUAAAAUGUGCGAUACGAAACAUACAACAAAGUAUCAAAUCAGUAACAAUGAAAAGUCUAAAGGUAUUAAACAAACCGAAGAACGUAAAAUGCAACAGCAAGGUGUUACAGAUGUUAAAACAACAAAGUCUAAGAAGGAUAAAAGAAAUUCUGAAACCAAAGAAAAUGUCUCCCAACAACAACAACAGCAACAACAACAACAACAACAACAACAAAAUCUAACGAGUAAGAGUAAAAAUUUACAACAGAAUACUCAAUAUAAAAAAACAAAUAGAUCUGUUAAUAUUACGCAAACUACGGAUAUACAUAAGUGUAACGUUACACUUGAACCAGUUAUAAAAUCAAAGAAUCAAAAUGAGAAAGUUAAUGACAAUGUUAUAAAUAAUAAACAUAAGAAACUUGUAAAUAUAACUAAUACGAAUAAAUCGAUGAAGAAUGAAUCACAAAAGUUACAAAUAAAGGGAAAUAAUAAUACGAUUAAACAAGGAACGUUCUCAGCAAUACCGUCUACGUCGGAUGACAUAAUAAAUUCAUCGUUGAGCUCUCAAUUUAGGGAUAUCAGUUUAAAUACAAAAAUUAAUAUAGAAAAUCUUAAAUUACCACCUGGCAUAACGAUAACGAAGGUUGACGUACCAGUUAAACCACUUCCUAUUAAAUCAGCACCAAUGCCUAAGCCGGUUAAUCCACCAAAGCAAACAACGAUAAUAGCAGCUCCUAUGAGCGGAGUACAAUCUAGUUAUGCUAGUCCACAAGCUGGUGGGAAUGUUAUAGUAGUAGAUACCGGAAAACUUAAGCAAGAUUUAUUACCAAAGCCAAAUGAAAUAGAAUUGUCGAGGGACAUUCGUCCGAGUCAGGCCAUAACGGGUAAGAAAAAGAAGAAGAAAAAUAAGAGUUCAAACGGCGGUACGAACAAUUUGUUACAAAGUGCAAUUAAGAAUGCCGAGUGUUCGAUUAACGAUAAUAACAUUGGGGAAGAAUCCGCAAGAAUAUUACACAAUCCAAAUACAAAUAUGGUUACUAUAAGGAAUCCUGCGUUUGGUCCAAUGAAGGUACCGCCUACCCAACAAGCAGCUAUAAUAAAGGUUUCGGAGAAUGGUAUGGUCACAAUAAGAAGUCCGGCACUUCAACAGGCGAUCAAUGCCGGCUUGGCGGCACCCUCGAAACCAGAUUAUAUUGUUAAAGGUGAUCUUUCUUCGAAUACAGCACAGUUGGAUACAAUAAAUAUAAAUGUUAAGCGUACAAACGAUAUGAUACCCAGUAGUUUAGCUGAGCUACGGUCACGAUUGACACCCGAUUGCACCGGUGGUUUGGCCGGGCUCGCUAACAUACAAAUUAGCAAAGUGGCGAAGGGUCAGCCUAUACCCGAGAAUGGCAUCAACCUUAAAGGUACUAGCGUAACUCUGACUAAAGUUAGAACAGAUACGAAUAUGGAUGACGUUCAUCAUACGAAAGCUGCAGUGAGAGAGGCUAUUAACGCUUCUAUAACGGCUACUACUACUACCGGCAAGGGCAAGAAAAAGAAAAAGCGUGGAAACUGUACGAGGCAGUGCGGAGAUGACUGGAACCUCGUUGAGAGCGUAUUCACACCUAAAGAUAUAGACCUUGAGGAUGGUGAAAUGGAUGAUGCCGAACGUGAAUUAGAAGCAUUCAAGAGGUUCUGUCUUCAAUCGGUGCCACCGCCACGAAAGGAAAAGGUCAAUCUCAACAUCAAGGACAUCGUCCUUAAGAAGAAAUCAUCCUCCUCGUCCUCCUCAUCUGCGACCGCCGCGGUUAUCGCUGCUAAUUGAAUUCGUUCGUUAAUAGUAUGUGUGUUUGAUUGUGCGUGUGUCUUGCGUGCGUGGUUUUUUUUCUUUUUUUAAAUAUUUUUUUUUUUUUUUUUUUUUUUUUUUUUUCUUAUAUUUUAUUUUUCCUCUCUCUCUGAAUAAGAUAAACGAAAACAAACAGAAAAAAAAGAAAAGAGAAAGAAAGAAAAAACGAUUUAUUAUGUAGGAACGUGUGAAAAAAAAGAAAAAAAAAAAAAAGAAAAUACUGCCACGAAUACUUUUAGACAAAUGUUUUUUGAGCAUGUAUGCGUUAAAACGUUGUUCCUUUGAGAUAUUAUUCGUUGCGACGUUUAAGAGAAGAAGAAAAGAAAAAAAAAAGGAAAAAAAAAAAAGAAAAAAAGAAGAGAAAAAGAAAAAGAAAAAGAGA
This is a messenger RNA of Vespa mandarinia (Asian giant hornet), 6238 nucleotides long. RefSeq lists its product as uncharacterized. The record is from RefSeq and is a predicted model, not a curated record. Lineage: Eukaryota; Metazoa; Arthropoda; Insecta; Hymenoptera; Vespidae.